Messenger RNA from Protopterus annectens (West African lungfish), 3466 nucleotides. RefSeq names its product solute carrier family 22 member 23 (gene SLC22A23). The transcript has 10 exons. Gene Ontology annotation, molecular function: transmembrane transporter activity. NCBI's taxonomy places the organism in Eukaryota, Metazoa, Chordata, Ceratodontiformes, Protopteridae. The record is from RefSeq and is a predicted model, not a curated record. Gene Ontology annotation, biological process: transmembrane transport. The coding region runs from base 864 to 2762 and encodes 632 amino acids. Gene Ontology annotation, cellular component: membrane.
UUCACGCAGAAGCCAAUCAGUGCCUUCGUGGUUUGCAAAGGUGACUCACGGAGGUGGAGCUUGGCGUGCUUCCAGAGGAGACUGCUGUUGGCUUGGGAGCGUUUAGCGAAAUCAUACCGGCAGGAGCCGGAGUGGUUGGGAAUACCUUUGUCAGCGUAGUUGUAGUGUUUGGGGUGUAAUCGGGUAAACAGUGUAGUGAAAUCUGAUGACUUAAUAAAAUAUCCCCCCAUUCCCUGUCCUAGUGUGAUGGCUCAUGUCUGCUUGAUUGGAAAUGAAGCUACGUUCCAGCUGUCGCCCUUACACGGAGAAGUGUCGCUUGUGACUUGGUAUACAGGUGUUUUACCUGUAACUCUCGAGACAGAAGGCAUCGAGCAGCUGGGAUAGGAGGAGCCGGAGAUCGGUGUGCCUCUGAACGGAUCUUCAGGGAGGUGGUUGCUAAAGUGGAGAGAAAACCGGUUUUGCGAAAUUCCUGCCGGUGGAUGCCAUCGACUAGGUAAAUAAAUGGACCAGUAGGUUCUGCCUUCUCCUUUAAAUGAACGUAGCUUUGAGAUGGUGAACGGAGCAGUUCAUUCUUUGUUUCGGAUUGUUGUUGUACUGUAGCUACCCCUAACUAUGACUUCUCACUUCUGCUACGGGUAUCCGAGUUAUGUUCUGGAAACGGGUCACAAACGCCCCUAGUCUGUGGGAUACAGGGCUCAGUUCGGAUUGUGUGUUUUUUUGCAGCUCAUGACUCUUUGUCUCUCCUUGUUCUCUGUGCAGACAGUGAAGGCAAGAACAGAUGCGCUUCUGGCAUUGAACAGUUGUCUCCUAGCUUGCCCUGUUGUCACAUUAAAGCCACAUUAUCAGUUGCACCCGAGGACAGUAUGGCUGGAAGGCAUCUUUCCGAAGCGAACGAGGAGCACCAGCAGCCCGCGGCUCCUCAGUUGCCCGAGAAUGGCUGUUUAGUGGGCCCAGAACUACCCUCUUCCAGUGUACUGCACGACUUUGAUGGCUGUGUGUUGCCCUUCCUUGGUGGUCUAGCUAAAUAUCAGAAACGAGUCAUACUGUUGACCUGGAUCCCGAUGUUCAUCAUUGGACUUAGCCAGCAUUCCGACACCUUCCUCCUUGCGCUCCCCAAAUUCACUUGCAAAGUUGGAAUUAGUGGCUCUAACCUACAGACACCAGGGCUUCCAGUGACUUCUAUUCACAGUGGCCACCAGGUACAAGGAAUAACUACUACUACGGUCACUACAGCCGGAGUUCAAGUGCCAACCUCUCAGAACAGCGGAAAUGUAAAUGCCAGCCAAUGUCAGUGCCAGGAGUGGAUCUAUGAGGUGAAUGCCGGCCUUAACCGAAAUGUUGUCACUAAGUGGAAUCUAGUUUGCGACUCUUCCUGGAAAGUUGACAUUGCGAAAUUUUCUUUGUUAGUUGGAUCAAUUUUUGGCUAUCUUAUAACAGGCAUGAUUGCUGACUGGUUUGGACGUCGCCCUGUGCUGAUAUUUUCGGUUGCAUUCAUAUUGGUCUUUGGAUUGACUGUGGCACUCUCUGUAGAUAUCACCAUGUUUAGUACGCUGAGAUUUUUUGAAGGAUUUUGCCUGGCAGGAAUAACUCUCUCUCUUUAUAUUAUAAGAAUAGAAAUUUGUCCUCCUGAUCAUCGCUUUAUGAUAACUAUGAUAGCGAGUUUCAUUGCUAUGGCUGGGCAGCUCGUCAUGCCUGGCUUGGCUGUAUUGUGCAAAGACUGGCAGGUUCUCCAGGCUGUCAUCAUCUGUCCGAUAAUCUUGAUGAUCUCUUAUUGGUGCAUUUAUCCCGAAUCCUUGAGAUGGCUAAUGGCUACAUACCAGUUUAAUGCUGCAAAGAAGUGGAUUCUACGAUGCACCCGUGUGAAUAAAAUGAACAUGGAGACAGAGACCGAUGUUAAAAAUGUAAUGCCAGAGCUAGAAAAAGAACUGGUGCGGAAGCCAAAAAAAAUCUGUAUUGUUAAAGUGGUGGGAACCAGGAAUCUUUGGAAGAACAUUGUGGUGCUCUGUGUUAAUUCGCUUACAGGCUUUGGAAUUCAUCACUGUUUUGCAAGAAGUAUUAUGGAACACAAGGAAACAAUGGUUUUGCUGCACAAUUUUUAUGCAGACUACUACACCAGAGCAGCUAUCACCAUUGCAUCCUGCGUGGCUCUGUGCCCUGUUGUAGGAUUUCUUGGUCGACGCGGAGGACUGCUGCUUUUCACAAUUUUUACAGCCCUUGCCUCACUGCUUCAGUUAGGCCUUCUUAACCUUAUUGGAAAAUAUGCCAUGCAGCCAGACUCGGUUGUUAGCGAUACUGUCAAAGACAAGUUUUCCAUCGUAUUCUCCAUAAUUGGAAUGUUUUCUUCACAUGCAGUAGGAAGCCUUAGUAUUUUCUUCUGUGCUGAAGUUACUCCCACUGUAAUUAGAGGUGGCGGUGUUGGUCUUGUUCUAGCCAGUGCAGGUUUCGGCAUGUUAACUGCACCAAUCAUCGAGCUGCAUAAUCAGAAAGGGUACUUCCUGCACCAUGUGAUCUUUGCUUGUUGCACCCUUAUAUGUAUUAUAUGUAUUCUACUCCUUCCAGAGAGUAAGAACCAGCCACUCCCAGAGAACAUUGCCAAUGGAGAGAACUAUACUCGGCAACCUCUGCUGCCCCAGAAGAAAACCGAGCAACCACUUCUGUUAACAAACUCAGAAUUAAGGGACUACUCAGGACUUCAUGAAUCUACACCAGCACUUGAAAGUGUCACAGAAAAUGUAACAGCCAAUGGAAUGAAAACACCAUAGCAUUUCCAGGUUUACAGAAGAUGUUUCUUUGCACAAGAUUAUAUUCUUAUUAACAGAACUAAUCUAAAGCUGCAGCAAGACACAUCUCCACAGACAGUAAUUUUAACAUGUUCUGCUGAAUGUUUAAAUUUAUGUAAUUUAGUAUUUUAUAUUUUAAAGCCAUUCUUCAGUUGAUCAUUUGUUAUGAUGCAGAAGAUCUGCAUUUUCUGUAUUUGGAGUUGUAUUUCCCAUAAGAGACAUUGUCCGACGAAUGGUUAAUUCAACUCGGAGACUAUUUAUAAAAGAAAAAUAAAAUCUGAAUUUGUUGUGCCAGGAAAAUAUUUUCCUUUACUUGAUGGUACUGUCAUGAUAUUUAAAUAAUGUAAUCAUAAGGCUAAUUUGCACAGAGUAUGUAGGAUGUACAGAAAACAGAAAUAAUCAGUGUCAUAAUAAUGUUUUAAUGGUUCCUUGAACCACCUUGAAAAACAGUUCACUCCUAUUCCUGGUCAGUGGCCAGUCUUCCACAAAAACGACAAUGGUAUUAUGAAUGAUGGUAACCUGUGACUGUUUAUUAAGUUCUCUGUCUAGUUUCUGCAGUUUGAUUUAUUUUUGGGUACAGUGUUUUGUGUUGUCUGCAUAGGAAAUAUAUCCUAUACUCUAAGCAGGAAAUGGCAGUAUAUUUAUAAAAUGAUGUGAAGAAAUAAACCUGAUUGGCUGAAACCAAA